This is a messenger RNA of Parasteatoda tepidariorum (common house spider), 1927 nucleotides long. Its product is annotated as serine hydrolase-like protein. NCBI's taxonomy places the organism in Eukaryota, Metazoa, Arthropoda, Arachnida, Araneae, Theridiidae. Gene Ontology annotation, cellular component: membrane. The record is from RefSeq and is a predicted model, not a curated record.
AAAGUAGUUUGAAAAAGCAGUGCGCACCGUUCUUUCAGUUGAUACUGUAAAGUUUAGAAAAUUUCAUACCGAAUGACGGAUUUUUAAAUCGAUAAAAUUUAUACCUAUGCGAAAAAUUAUGAAAGUUUUACACGAUGAAUAAGGAAACUGUUUACAUUUUCAAUUACCCGAUUGUGUAUUAAAUUACAUCAUUUCAUACAUACUACUAAAUAUUAAGUUCCUUUUUUUCUUUCCUAUUUUAAAAAUUAAAUUAUUGAAAAUAAUUUAAAGAAAAUUGCAUUGUGCAAGUAUAUAUAAGUAUUAGCUAUCAGUAUGCAUCUUGUUACAAAUAUAACCUCAAAAAUCUUAUUCCGCAACUGUUUAAGGCAGAUUUCUCAGCACUUUCAAGGAUGUUUAAGAAACAACCAUUUAGCUGCAAAUGAUUGCCUUGGAACUACUAAUGUUAAAGAAUUAUGUAUACCCACACCAUAUGGGAAGAUUGCUGCCAAGGCAUGGGGAGCAGAAACAGGAAAGCCCGUCUUAGCAUUUCACGGAUGGUUAGACAACUGUGGAACGUUUGAUAAACUUUUUCCUUUACUUAGUAAAAAACUUUACAUUGUUGCCGUUGAUGCUCCUGGUUGUGGUUUAUCGUCCCACAAACCACUAGGUUGUUUAUACUCAGAUAUUGAUACAAUUCUUGAAUACAAAAGGGUAGUAGAGUUUUUAGGGUGGGAGAAAUUCAGUAUUUUGGGGCAUAGUUUAGGUGGGGCCAUGGGUUUGUUUUUCACUUCGAUGCAUUCAGAGAUAGUGGAAAAAGUUGUAGCUCUUGAUAUCGCUAAAGUUUUAUCAGUGCCUCUCGGAGUUUUUCCUGGCAUUAUUGCUAAAUCGAUUAAUGAUUAUAUAAAGCAAGAAAAAAAAUUAUCUAAUUUACCUCCUGUCUAUACCCCUGAAUCAGCAAUCGAAAGGUUGUUAGACGGAAUGCAUGGUGAAAUCACUCGGGAAGGAGCAGAAAUCUUGCUAAAACGUGGGAGUCGUCCAUCUGAUUGUGGAAAAGGAGUAAUUUUUACAAGAGAUCUUAGAUGUCGGCCUGUUGAGUAUUUAAAUGUUAAAAAUCAUGAAUUGAUGUUUCAGUAUAUAAAAGCUAUUCGGUCUGAAAUGUUGUUAAUUAUGGCAACUAAUCCACAUCCUAACUACAUUAGUAAUUCACCAGAGAUGAGAGAAAUGGCUUAUGAAAUUUACAGAAAAAAUUCAAAGAGAUUUGUUUUGGAACAUGUAGAGGGAAAUCAUUUUGUUCAUUUAAACAAUCCUGAAAGAGUAGCUCCAUUGGUUAAUAAAUUUUUAGCUGACUGACAAAGAUAAAAAAAAAAUAAAAAAUUAGAAUCUAAAUAUGUUAGUGUUAAAAAAUUGUCACAAAGGGACUUACAAGAGUCAAGCCAUUGUUUUGUUUUAUGGAUCUGUAAUUUUUUCAAACUGUUGUAGCACAAACUACCUAAUUAUAUCAGGUUAAGGGUUUUCACUGCAUGUCUUGUUGGCAACUAGUGACCCACUGAACUAUCUUAUUGAGUUUUAAAAAAGCUGUAAAAAGACAAUUAUUUCAGAUAGCUAGUAGCAGAACAUUCAUAGCUGAUGCUUAAUUAAUAGAUUAAUGAAUUAGUCUGUUUUAAAAUGACCUAAGUAAUAUUGGUCAUUAAACAAACUCGUGAAAGAAGUCAAAAUCCAGUACAAUAAUAGGUUUAAUAAUUCAAUAUUUCGACGAUACUUAAAAAGUUGCUGCUGAAAAUAUUUUACGUCAUAUCAAUGUUAAAUUGAAUAAUCGAAAAUCAUAUAAAACUUCACAUUAAGACUUAAAAUUGCAUUCAUCCCUUUUUUAAUGUUAUUUUAAAAAUUUUUGCAUUGUGAAGGCAUCAAUGUGUGUUCUGCAUUCUGUAAGUCAGUACAACCAUUUUUU